AAUUUAAACAAGGUGAUGCAGUCGUGGACGGAAGGUAUUGAUAGUAUCAUUAAAAUGUUGAAAUGUAUAUUGUUAGUAGCAUUAAUAAUAGUGGGAAGAGGAGAUGCGAAGGAAGCAUGGUUGGUGAACACAGACCAAGGUCCUGUCCGUGGAUACAAGGCACCUGGUGAUGAUGUAUUUGUAUUCUAUGGAAUCCCAUACGCAACUGCACCUACCGGUCGUAACAAGUAUAAGGUACCGUUGCCAGCUCCUACUUGGUCAGAGCCAUUUGAAGCGGUUAAUAGAAAUAUUGUUUGCCCACAAAUGGAUAGUGUUUACAUGGUACAUCCGAAUGGAACUCAGGUAGAGGACUGCUUGGUCGCUAACAUUUACGUACCGGAUAAAAAACAAGAUAAGUUACCAGUUUUAGCCCAAGUCCACGGAGGUGGAUAUCAAAUUGGCUACGGUGACUUUGCCACAGCAAAAAAAUUGAUGAGGGAAAAGGCGAUGAUAAUUGUCAAUUUUAAUUAUCGCCUAGGACCCCAUGGUUUUCUAUGUUUAGGCACACCCGACGCACCGGGUAACGCAGGUAUGAAAGAUCAGGUAGCUUUACUACGUUGGAUUCAAAGAAACAUAGCUAGUUUCGGUGGAAAUCCUGAAGAUGUAACCAUUAAUGGUGCCAGUGCAGGAGCAUCGGCAGUAGACCUUCUGAUGCUCUCACCGACGACUAAAGGACUGUUUAACAAGGUCGUGCCAGAGAGUGGACCUAAUCUAGCAGCGUUCAGUGUUCAAGGACAUCCGCUAGAAAAUGCUAAAAGAUACGCAAAGAUGUUAAACUUUACAGGCGACGUUAACGACGUUUAUGCACUUGAAGAAUUUUACAAGACGAUUUCUAAAGAACUCUUGCAUUCCGUUAAUGUUAUGUUUGAAAAAGACUCGACAUUCCUUUUCACACCUUGUGUAGAACGUGAUAUCGGUGAAGAGAUGUUUCUGAAUGACUCUCCUUUCAAUAUAUUAAAGAACGGUAGGCAACACAAGGUGCCUAUGCUUUAUGGAUUCGCGGAAAUGGAAGGAUUGAUAAGAAUAGCGUUCUUUGACAUGUGGAAGGAUGGUAUGAAUGACAAAUUUUCAGAAUACUUACCUGGCGAUUUACAGUUUGAAACUGAAGCAGAAAGAGAAAAGGUCGCCGAUAAAGUGAAAAGGUUCUAUUUUGGUGGCCAACCGAUUAAUGAAGAAACAAUAUUCAUAUAUAUUGAUUAUUUUACCGAUGUUUUUUUCGCUUACGGUACGGUCAGAUCAGUGAGAUUACAAGUUGAAUCAGGCAACACUAACAUAUACUUGUAUCAAUACAACUUUGUGGACGAGACCGCGCCAUAUAUACUGCAUACAAAGUUGCGAGGCGCUGAUCACUGCGCACAGAGUUUAGGAGUUUUCGAUGGCUUGCUCCUAGACCCUUCUGAAGAAAACCUUACAGAAGAUUUUAAGAGUAUGAAACAGAUGAUGAGAAAAAUGUGGGCCAGCUUUAUAACAACUGGUAAACCCAUCCCAGAGGGCUCUGACCUGCCCGACUGGCCUCCAGCUAAAGCCAACGGAGGUCCUCACAUGCGUAUUGACAAGUUCAUCAAACUGCGGGGACCACUGCUACAGCAACGUGUUCUGUUCUGGGAUGAAAUCUACGACAAAUAUUAUAAAGCGCCUUCUCCCCCACCUACGCCACCACCGAGGAAAAAAUCCGAGUUGUAAUGAAACAAAAAGGACUUUUUACUGUGAGAUUUUUUUAGACUUUUAAUGUGUUAAAAUAUGAUGUGAAAUUUUUAGCCUCAUUUGUUACAAUAUGUAUUAAAAUUGCAUUUAUAGGUCCCAAGUAAAUUUCAUAUUAGACUUCGUACUCUGACCAGUAAUAAAAGUCACUUUAUUAUAUUAUGGAACAAUAUGCAACAAAUUUCUUAGAUUAAUGAAGAAAUGGAUCGAGGGCGCCUCCAUGAUUUCGUCUUUUUUCUUGAUCGUACCGAAAUAUUUUUUUGAAGACUUGAAUAUAACCUAAGAUAACAAAAAUUGUUCUUAGAUGUUAAAUAUGUUUCGAUUUCAAUUUAUCGUAUAUAUUGGUUUUAAGGUUCGCCUUUUGUCAUACAAAUACAGAUUUUUAUUUUUCGAACAGCCAACGUCCCGCGAGAUUGCGUACCCAUAUCAAAAAGACAGCGUUGACUUGACCGAUGUGAUCAAUCUUGUGAAUUUCUAUCAAAUUUUCUUUUCCAAUAUCUUGAUUUGUAUUAAAAUAUUUUGUAAAUCUUAGUUAAAAAACUAUUUAGUGCAUAAUAGACAUUAUAGGCAUAAUUAUUUUGAAAGUCGCAAAACCAAUGUAAUACAUUUUCACCAGGCGUUAACGUGAACACUAGAACAAUGGAUGCUUAUUAGAAAACACGUCUGUUUAUUUAUCAUAGCUUAAUAAAUACAUUUAAAAACACUUUUGCCUUUUCAAGCAAAAUUAUUAAACUCUUCAGACUUUUUACAGACAUUUAAAAGUUCGGUUAUAUUGGAUAAGAAAGUAACAUUUAGGUAUAACAGAUAAAAAAUAUUAGAUUAAUAUUUUUAUCGAUACCCUCUGUUUCUUUAUCCUUCGUAUAUGAUAGAGCGUUGCCGUUCCCCGUAACUUAUUAGUCAAUUAAUUUCCCUUCAGUACUGUGGCAUCUCAGCUGUUCGCAGCAGCGAUGUGACUGACUGGAAGAAAGUUAAUUAAGGCGCGGCCUUGAUUGAUGAAGGGAUCUGCGUAAACGUUUAUUGUUCUUUCCCAAACAUGGUUAAUAAUGUUUGAUGGAUAUUAUAAAUGUGAAAAAGAUGCUCUAAAGGAAAGAAGGUAAAAAUUAACAAUAUAAUAAUUUAUUUAGUAGAAUUUUCUGUGUUUAUGGCGUUAUUAUUUCCAGUGAUUUUAUUUUCGGUUCUUUUGUCUGUUUUAACUUUUCACUUCGUGACUUCGUCUAUCCAAUUGUUUUAAGAGGCCCUUUGGGAAAUUUACAAUUUUGUUUCAUCUUGACCGAGCGAAAUAAUUCAAAAAAUAAAAUUACAAUAGCAAUUUAAAUUGUACUACGAACAUUGGUCUUUUGACAUGAAAAUGGGGAAAUUAGCAUAAAAAUGUUUACGUCUUUUUCGAAUUAUACGUCUGUGAUGAUAGAGGUGUUUUUCUUAAAGUGUUUAACUAUAUAAAAUAAGUGUAGACAUGUGAUAAAUGCUAAAGAUUUUAUUUACUAAAUGUGGUGUAAAACAUUGGAACGUUCGAACAUAGUGCUUCCAGAAACAUUUUAUCACUUUCCGCGUCAUUUGACACGACAAGUCACAUUCAGCCCCAACGACAGCGCCAUCUCUUUUUAGGAACAAAGAUCAAUAUCGUAGCCAUCUUGAAUUUAUUGUUUGGAAUAAAAAGUAACCAGUAUUUCUUGGUAAAUUCGAGAAGAUGCUAAACUAAAUUAAUAAAAUGCAUACUAGUUGUGCAAGUUAUAUUUUUCAAAAUGCUGCAAAGCACGUGUAAAUUACGGCAGUUUUUUUAAAAACCAGACCUAACUUGAAAUGAAAACGUUUAGUUUAACAUCAACAAGAGGUCAAUGUGACCUCAUUCCGAGUGACCUCCUCCGGCAGGUUGUUGCAAGCAUUCCUCGAGGGUGCUCACAAGCGCCCUCCGCGCCCCUCACGUCCGCCCCGCCCCGUGCCGCCCUGUACGCUCGACACCGUUCCGCUUCGCUGCAGGCCCUACCUAAAACGGUUUACACAUUUUAAAAUGGUGCUUUUUUGUUUUUAGUAAAGUAGUCUUGAAUAAAUAAAAUCCUAGUCCCCAUAUAAAAAUGUCUGUGACAGAAGUUGUAACAUUUUCAAACACUAAUU
Papilio polytes (common Mormon) is the source of this 3852-nucleotide messenger RNA. RefSeq names its product venom carboxylesterase-6-like. The coding region runs from base 16 to 1722 and encodes 568 amino acids. The record is from RefSeq and is a predicted model, not a curated record. Lineage: Eukaryota; Metazoa; Arthropoda; Insecta; Lepidoptera; Papilionidae. The transcript has 4 exons.